Messenger RNA from Belonocnema kinseyi, 2265 nucleotides. RefSeq names its product neprilysin-2-like. Gene Ontology annotation, molecular function: metalloendopeptidase activity. Gene Ontology annotation, biological process: protein processing. The transcript has 10 exons. NCBI's taxonomy places the organism in Eukaryota, Metazoa, Arthropoda, Insecta, Hymenoptera, Cynipidae. The record is from RefSeq and is a predicted model, not a curated record. Gene Ontology annotation, cellular component: plasma membrane. Bases 1 to 2265 code for a protein of 754 amino acids.
AUGAAGUGGGAAAUUCUCGAUGCUGCAUCCACAAAACGAGUUAUCAGCCAGCAGAGCAAAGAAGGCAAUGUGUGUCAAUCUACUGAAUGUAAAAAUGCUGCCUCCAUAAUUCUAGAGAGUAUCGACCCUACAGUAGAUCGGUGUGAUGACUUUUAUGAAUUUGCCUGUGGUAAUUUUUUGAAAACCGCAGUAAUUCCGAAAAAUGAAACGUUUGCAGACAGAUACAGUUCGCUCUAUAAAAAAAAUAUGGAGCAAUUAAAGCGUAACAUUGAAGAGCCGGUUCAAUCCAACGAUCCAAAAUCCAUCACAAUAUCAAAAAACUUUUACAAUGCUUGCAUGGAUGAAAAUGCAAUUGAGAAAAAUAGUAUCGAGACGGCUUUAGCUAAAUUGAACAAAUUAGAGGGCUGGCCCCUAUUGGAAGGAAACUCGUGGGAAGAGAAAAACUUUGAUUGGACGCAGACGACUUAUGAGAUGCAAAAUCUGGGCUUUAAUACGUUUUUCUUCUUCGCUUCCGAUGUUAUUGGUACUAUUUAUUUAAACGAAUCGAGAAGUGUGCUAUGUAUUGACCAACCAUUUCUUUCUCUUGAGAGCCAAGUUUUAGUGAAAGGGCUCAGCGACCCUGUCGUCGCUGCCUACUACAAUUUUAAGGUUGAUGUAGCUGUUAUCUAUGGUGCAAAUAGAACUGAGGCUGAAGAAGAAAUGAAGGAAAUAGUCGAAUUUGAAAUUCAUCUCGCCAGUAUCUCCGUUACUCAAGAAGCUAGGAUGAAUGCACCUACUAACGAUAAGCUUACUCCAUUAAAAGAUCUGGCAAAACAAUAUCCAUCUAUUCCCUGGAAAGAAUACUUCAACGAAUACCUAAAAAUAGUCUCGGUGGUUAUUGAUGACGAUGAGCUGAUACAAGUGAAUCAGCCUCAAUAUUUCCAGAAAUUCGAAGCAUUGAUUAAAGACACCCCAAAAAGGGUGCUGGCUAAUUACAUGUUGUGGCGAGCAAUUGAGGAAAUGGUACCUUACUCAAAUGAAAAAAUUAGAAGUAGCCAAAAAAAGUAUGCAACUGUACGCUAUCCCAGUAUAGCCCAGAUUCAAGUUAGAUGGCGGGAAUGCCUUGAGAUGGCUGCAUCUCUUAAUGCGAUAGGAGCCAGUACUGGUGCUCUAUAUGUCAGGAACAACUUAAACCAAGCAUCUAAGAAAAGUGUAGAAGAAUUAACAGUCGAUUUGAAAGAACAGUUUAGCAACAUUUUAAAAGAGUCCGAAUGGAUGGAUGAAAAAACGAGGACAAUUGCUUUGGACAAACUUAAAUUUUUAAAAAACUUCAUUGGAGCUCCUGAAGAGCUUCUUGAUGAAAAGCUUCGUGAAGAAUACUACAAGCCCUUGAAAAUAAACCCGAAUGAGUUCCUUCAAGCAUAUUUAAACUUGAGUAAGUUCCAGCAUCGUCUUAUAGCGGGUCUAUUGAGGAAGCCUUCAAACACAUCAGAUUGGAUUUUGUUUGUAAACUAUAAAACUGUCGAUACAACCGCUGCGUAUGACGAAGAUAACAAGAUCUAUAUCUCUGCUGGAAUUUUGCAAGACGUUUUCUUUAAUGAGAAUAGACCUCAGUAUCUGAACUACGCUGGAAUUGGUUCGUUUGUUAUUGGAAAUACAAUCACAAGAGCUUUCGAUAAAGAUGGUGGCAAAUUUGAUAAAAAUGGAACACCUAAAAAUUGGUGGCCUCCAGAAACGGCAAAGAAAUUUCAUAAAAAAUCUGCUUGUAUUAGUGAGCAGUAUAAAAGUUUUACUCUGAAAGAAGGUGGCCUCAAAGUGAAUGAUACAAGAACGGAAGACAAAAACAUUGCUGACAAUGGGGGCGUAAAACUUUCGUAUUUAGCGUAUCAAAAUUGGGUGAAACGUCACGGCCCCGAACCCACAUUGCCCGGAUUAAACUAUUCCCAAUCGCAGCUUUUCUGGAUUCAAACAGCGAUCACACAGUGUGCCAAAUAUAGCCCAGGCUAUCUCAAAAGUGCCGAUUCGGACAGUGUUAAUCAAUUAAUCAAGGAAUUUGACGCUCCUUCAGAAUACAGAGUCAAAGGUGUAUUUUCCAACAGGCCAGAAUUCGCCAAGGACUUUAAUUGUCCAGUGGGUUCCAAAAUGAAUCCAGUUAAAAAGUGUUCCGCAUGUACACAAGGAAAAUCGCAGAAAAACCCAUGUAUAGUACAGUGGAUACAAAAUCCGAUACCAUCCAGUCCAAUCCUAUCUUUCGCGAAUAACAGUAUCGGACCAGUUUCCGUGUGA